This is a messenger RNA of Pteropus alecto (black flying fox), 4966 nucleotides long. RefSeq names its product protein kinase AMP-activated non-catalytic subunit beta 2 (gene PRKAB2). The record is from RefSeq and is a predicted model, not a curated record. Gene Ontology annotation, cellular component: nucleus; cytoplasm; nucleotide-activated protein kinase complex. Gene Ontology annotation, biological process: signal transduction. The transcript is spliced from 7 exons. Lineage: Eukaryota; Metazoa; Chordata; Mammalia; Chiroptera; Pteropodidae. Gene Ontology annotation, molecular function: protein kinase binding. The annotation marks the transcript as partial.
CUGCCCGACUCCAAGCUCCCCGGGGACAAAGAGUUUGUAUCGUGGCAGCAGGACCUGGAGGACUCCGCGAGGCCCGCACAGCAGGCGCGGCCCACCGUGAUCCGCUGGUCCGAAGGCGGCGAGGCGGUCUUCAUCUCUGGCUCCUUCAACAACUGGAGCGCCAAGAUCCCACUGAUUAAGAGCCAUAACGACUUUGUGGCCAUCCUGGACCUCCCUGAGGGAGAGCACCAGUACAAGUUCUUUGUGGACGGACAGUGGGUUCACGAUCCAUCGGAGCCUGUGGUUACCAGUCAGCUCGGGACGAUUAACAAUUUGAUCCAUGUCAAGAAAUCGGAUUUUGAGGUGUUUGAUGCUUUAAAGCUCGAUUCCAUGGAAAGCUCGGAGACUUCCUGUCGCGACCUUACCAGCUCACCCCCAGGGCCUUACGGUCAAGAAAUGUAUGUGUUUCGAUCCGAGGAGAGAUUCAAGUCUCCGCCCAUCCUGCCUCCUCACCUUCUUCAGGUUAUUCUUAACAAGGACACUAAUAUUUCUUGUGACCCAGCCUUGCUCCCCGAACCCAAUCACGUUAUGCUGAACCAUCUCUACGCCUUGUCCAUUAAGGACAGCGUGAUGGUCCUUAGCGCGACCCAUCGCUACAAGAAGAAGUAUGUCACCACUCUGCUGUACAAGCCCAUCUGAAGGGACCCCUUCCUGCCUCCCAGGAUUCAGAAGCGUCGCCCUUGCCUUUCUGGGCUGGACCAGUCUUACUUGAGACUGGAAGGCUAAUUUGCUUUGAGGCUGAUGUGUGUGUUUCAGAGCCUCUGAGAAAGAUGCUCUGCUUUUGCAUUUGUUGAAGAUGAGAGCUUUAUGAAUUCACGGAAUUUAUUUUAAGAAAAAAAAUUUACACAUAUAUACACAUGUGAGAGGAAGGUCAAUGGAAGCCCCCUAGCUAGAUAUAGUCUCUUGGCCUAUGGGGCUCACCACACCCUGCUUGGGGGUCGCAGGAAGAAGCAUUCACUACAGGAAGUAUUUUUCCUAAAAUGAAUGGGAUCCCUGGCGGGCGGAGAGUCUGUCGCCACGACCUGGGCUCUCCAGGGGGCGUACGUGGGCGGGACUCCUGCCCGGCUCACAGCUGGCUCCUUGCAUGGGUUUCUGUGUUCCCAGAGCAUGUGGCACAAUCUGUUCGUCUGACGGUACCAGAUGCCCACAGCACCCUUUCCUCUCAUUUCACAGUCUCACUUUGAUAACCGUCGGGUCCUGUCCCUGAGCCUUGCUCAUUGGGUCAGUGACCCCUUUAUCAAAGGCGGUGUGAGACCUGACGCCCCCCCCUCAGAGACUAGGGCUGCCGGGAAGUCCCCUGUAGGGCACGGCACAGGCCACCCCGUGACUGCUUGUUUUAACGUCUAAGGAAAACAUGGCUCGGCGCGGCCAGAGGGCGGGAAGGCGGGCCUGCGACUUGUUCGGCUCGAGGCGGCAGCUCCGGCUGCCUGGCACACGCCCGCGGGUCUUCCCACCCGGCCUGGCCCUGCUUCCUUGUUCUCUUUUGCAGAGUAGACAGCUUUGAAGGUGGCAGUGGAGCCAGGGCACACGUUCAUGUCCUUCGUCCUUGUAAGAUCUUUAUGUGCCUGCAUUUUCCUUUAAUUAAGAAAUACCUUUUCAUUGGUCUUAAGAAACUGCAAAGGAGAACUUCAGACUCUUAACGAAAGGUUGCCAGCAUCUCUCGUCUAGCCCUCUACACAUAAAUCUCACACUAAUGUGUCUGACCCUAGCCACACCAUUACAGCACACACUGCUUUCCAUGAGGCUUAUUCAGACUCAUCGGGUGGACCUGAAAGGUUCCCUCAACUGAAAGACUCAUUAGGCCAAGAAUCGCGAAGGCACCCUUGGCGUUCCCAGCCACAGAAAGUCCUUCUCCGCCGCACCAGUGCUAACAGGAUCAGGAUCGUUUCUCUGCCUCUUUUUAAGUGUUUGAUGAUGAGGUGGGGUCCAUGACUUCCAUUUGUGAAAUGAAAAGUAGGUAUUCAAUCCACUUUUGGGGUUCAGAGAGAAAAUAUUUUCUCCCAGGUGUCUGUGGCUCCUCCAUUACAGAUAAAUGCGAGUCAAACGUUCGCACCGAAAGCCACACCUGAUGCUUGCGAGACUCCCUGACCUCUAAGACGGGCCCAGCCACCCUGAAAGGGCGCCCACAGGUCAGUUGAGCUACCUCCUGCCUUCCCCAUACGGAGCCGAGGACAGAACUGUCCGGCAAGUACGUAGGCUUCUUAGAUCCGGGCCGAGGCAGGAGGCGGGGGCGGCUGUGCCGGAAUGCGAGUUGCUCGGUGCUGUGGCGGUUACCGGCUGAGAGUAAAUGCUGCGUUGGCCACUCAAGGCCACGUUCUGCAGGAGGCUUUCGUGGAGAACUUUCAUGGUCCCAACCACUUUUUGAAUGGGGUGCCAUUUUAAAUACCUUGGCCAAAUCCUAUUAUAAGCAGGAUCUCGGGAUCUACAGUGUCUUCAUUUAGACUAGAAUUUUGUUUUUUUCCGAUACCCAUCAGUAAGUGGGCCACUUAGGAGGAUUCAAAGUCUUGGUGGUUACGUGGAGGGUUUUGUUGUACUCGUAUUUCUUGUCGGCAGUAUUGGAAUGUAACUGUCUCCGUGCCCACGUGUUAUAAUUUUUACUCCCACAGGUGUGUCAGUGGAGGUGGGCAGGAAGAGCCUCUCAGGCCAGAGGCUUCUCUGAAUUGGGUCUGGCUCCAAAGACAGUAGGUUUGGGGGCUGGUGACCUUUCCAUCUUUCUAACCUGGAAAUGUGCAGAGCGUGUCAGUCUCCCGAGGUCUGAGCUAAUAUCUCAGCCGGAUGUGGAAGGGGCGCCUACCGGCUGGGGUGGAAGGGGACUGGGAAGAGGGACUGGGUGCCGACUCGUUCAGCACUGUUCCUUCUUUGCACUGCCGAUACGCCCCAUGGCCCUGCGAAGCCCCAUCACCCUCUGUCUGUCCCCGAGAAACUUCUAGAAGGUAAGAGAGGGAAGGAGGAAGUACAGCUCGCUCAUUCUUUCAUGCUGGUUAAGAGGGAUAGUCGACCUUCUGCGGAAGAGAGUUUGGCAGGUUUUGAAAAUGGAUAAAGGCAAGAAAAUCAUUUUUUAGUUUUUUCUAUAGGAGUUUCACAGAGUCAGAAGAAGAAGGAAAUAGCUCUGGGGAGGGCUGAGCCUUGAAGAACAGCAUCAUGGUUUUGAGGCUUUGGGAGAAAGAAAGAAUGACUGAGCUGAGGAGCGAGACCAGGGAAAUAAAGCCUUGGUAACUCAGAACUAAACACCUCCUUUAAAAAUGACAUCAGACAGACCGGUGUCCUUGGACCUCAUUGUACUGAAUUUACUGAACAGAACAUCUUCCCUUUAUCUCUUGUUCCUAUUCUCUACUCUUCUAUAUUCCGCUUUAACUUCAUUUGUCAGGCAGACUUUACCAGAGUCUCAAAUCAAACCUUACCUAAAACCAGUGUUGGUCAUCUUACUGGUACGGAGAACUUUCUCAUCGUGGUCAUGAGCUGCUUUAGGCUUAGAGCUGAGUGGGAUUUCAUACCUAGCCUCAACAGUGCUGGCUCUUUAAAACGAUGCUUAUGUGGUAGAGGAGCCUAUAAAAGAACCCAAGAGACGUUUCUGAGGACCCUAUAAACCCAGGCCCCCUCACUUCCCUCCAGUUUCUAGUCUCUUGUAGACCUAAUGGGUCUGAGAGAAAGCCUUUGAAAAGUGUCGCUACUCCGUGUAUGCUGCUGAAUGAGGUCAAGUUUGGAAAGAACAGUCGCCUCCAGGCUGGGCUUACACUAAUCUGGGGUAGAAAUGAAGAAGAAAUACUAAUGAUAGGAUCCCCUGCUUUUCACUGGGGAAAUAGGGCUCUUAAAAUUUUGACCUCAACUAAAAAUAUUAUGCAAUAGUCUGUGCGUGCGUGUGAAACACAUUCUGAAUGCUCACGUUCCAGUGACCUGGGGCAUGGGCUUGCUCACAGUCACCCAGUUUGUUUCCGCUUUGUUCUGACUCAUCCUUAAAGCCAGGUCUCGCUGUCCUCUAAGAGGGACUGCAGACUCGCUGCCCAUGGGAAUGGGACAGAGGACGUGGCAGGGGAGGGGCUGCGGCCUUUCAAACCUCUGGCCCUGGGCGUGUGUCUCUCCUUGAGCGCCAGUCACAGCUGGAGGUUGAAAGGCUGUCGAUUUCUGCAAUGCACCCAAACUUUUGGAGUGAAAAGGCCAUAUCUAUUUUAAAAUUAUAGGAAAAAAGGAAUAAGAAAAAACUCAAGAGUCCGCUACUUAUGAAACCUAAGUUUUAGCAAUGGAUUUAUAUUUGGGCUUUGUCUUCAUUCGCUUUUCUCUUGUGCUUUGAAGUGAAGAUAUCUUGUUAAAAAUUAAAUUUUCUUAUUAACUUCCAGCAUUAACUGAAGUCGAACUAAGCGUGUGUAGCACAGUGCUUUCGCGGUAUGAUUGGUGUGAAAUACUAAACACUGGAUUUUGUAGUCAGGUUAAAAGGUCAAGGGAUACCUACUAUAAAUAUUACGUACUGAUCACCUGACUUUUCUUUUCCUAUCUACGGAACACUUAACCUGACUCGAGUGUGGUUUUAGAAAGCUCACUGAUAUCGUUAGUCCCGAUCGCCACACUGGGCUCAUAGGUGACACUUGUUUGAAUUUCGGUAAAUUAGAGGAUGUUGGUGGUUAUUACACUGACAGAUUUUGAGUGAGUGCAGCUCUGUCAUAAAGCGGGGGCAAGACUAUGAUGUGAGGGGAAUUAAUACCUGAGAGUCCCCCUUUAAAUGGUGCUUUUUGGAACCUUCCGUGCUGAGGUACAGAGCCGCUUUGCAACAUUUCACAAGGAAUGACAUACAAGGACAGGUUUUAAAGCUUGUCUUCAAAUGUAGUUUGUUACUGGACUCUGCUGUGUCUGAAAAUUAUGUGAUGUAACACAUUCUGAAAUGUCAGGGUUUUUUCCCCAUAAAGCUACUGAAUAAAAGUAUUAUACAGCAAUA